Solanum verrucosum is the source of this 784-nucleotide messenger RNA. Its product is annotated as rRNA-processing protein CGR1. Bases 5 to 586 code for a protein of 193 amino acids. Gene Ontology annotation, cellular component: nucleolus. The record is from RefSeq and is a predicted model, not a curated record. The transcript has a single exon. Lineage: Eukaryota; Viridiplantae; Streptophyta; Magnoliopsida; Solanales; Solanaceae.
AACAAUGGCGUGUACUGUGGAUUUUCGGUGCCUGGACGAAGGAUUCGGAGGAAAAACGUACAAACGAAAGAGAGCAGAGAAAGAGCAAGGUAAUGGUAUAGAAGAUGGAGAAGCGGCGGCUAUGGAAGUGGAGGAGAUUCCAAGGAAGAGACAGGCGGUUCCAUCCGAGGAGGAUCCAAACAAACCUGUACUGGGAAGGCCGACAUACGACGGGGUGAUUGCAGGGAGGGUAUCGGGAAGGAAUUGGAAACAGCCGCGUAAACACAGAUCAUCGGCAGCGAAGGUGAGCGUGAAGGGGAAGUCAUUGGAGCAGAGGAUAAAAGAGAAGGAGAUAAAGAAGGCGUAUAAGGAGAGAAUCAAUGAGCUCAAGGAAGAGAUAAGACAGAGCAAGGUGGAGAAGCGGAAGCAGAGGGAGGAAAGAGAGAAAAAGAAGCAGGAAAACAUUCUCAAGUCUGGCACCAAGGUUCAGAAGAUCACCAAUCCAAAAACCCUCAAAAAGAUUGCCAAAUCUAAGCAGAGGAAGCUUCUCAAGGUUGUUUCUGACGAUCUUCUUAACCGUGGAAACAACAACAAGUCGACCUCAUAGAUGUAUUCUUUUUCAUUAUGUUUCUGGAAUUUGGCUUGUUCCAUCCAUUAUGCUGCAUACUAUGCAUUUUAUUUUAUUAUUAGUUAUAUUUAGUAUUAGAAUUCAUUGCAUUUGGGGAUGGCAGGCGGAGCGGGUUAUAGAGUAUUUGUUCCUAACUGUAGUUUUGAAUUCUGAUUACAAAAAAUUGUUCUUGUUAUA